Molecule: messenger RNA, 2204 nt
Organism: Phlebotomus papatasi
Lineage: Eukaryota; Metazoa; Arthropoda; Insecta; Diptera; Psychodidae
Gene: lili
Product: protein Lilipod
Exons: 6
Coding region: 341-1879 (512 amino acids)
Biological process (GO): signal transduction
Molecular function (GO): transmembrane signaling receptor activity
Source: RefSeq, a predicted model, not a curated record
CAAGCUGGGGAUUGUCACAAAGAAACAAAACGAACGCUGCGUUGCUGCGGAGUUGAUCGUGCAAAAAAAUGAAAAAUUUUUCGUGAAAAGCCGCAUAAAGUGGAAAUUUCAGUGUGCUGGAGAACAAUAGAAGUACUACAGAUUGCAAUUGUGGUCAUUUUGGUGGAAGAAAUCUGUGAAAGUGGUGAAAAUCGAGGAAAAAGUGUGUGGAUGUCUCCCAGGGAGAAGAUUCAAUGUAAACAAUGCCAAUUUGUGCUGUGGAGAGUGCAGAAAAAGAAAGGGCGUGCAAGUGAAAAUCUUCAGUUGUAAUUCCGUGACAUUUCAGCCUCCGUACGGGUGAAUGCAUCUCCGGGAGGAAGCAAUGGAUGAGGAGGAGCCAGAUAUUCGUGAGCAGAUUUUCCACAACACCGUACGAGAGCACACGAUUUUCCUUCUGCUCUUCAUGCUUCUCUACUUGGGCUCAUAUGCCCUUAUUGGGCGCUUCAGGAGACGCGAUAGGGAAGACCUGUUCUCCACAGAUGACGAUGAACUGACCGUUUAUCGAAUAAGUUUGUGGAUGUGCACAUUUGCCCUGGCCAUUGCCAUCGGAGCUGCACUGCUGCUUCCGCUCUCAAUUGCAAGCAAUGAAGUGCUGAUUCUGUAUCCCAACAGCUACUACGUCAAGUGGCUCAAUAGUUCUCUGAUUCAGGGACUGUGGAACCAUGUGUUCCUCUUUUCAAAUCUCUCCCUCUUUGUCCUGCUGCCAUUCUCAUAUUUGUUUGCCGAAUCGGCUGGCUUUGUGGGUCACCGAAAAGGCAUCAUCUCACGUGCUUAUGAGACAUUCACCGUUUUCUCAUUACUCGCAUUUGUUGUGCUGGGGCUCACCUACGUCAUUUCGGCGCUGAUCGAUCCAGAAAAGAGUAGCCUUCAGACGCUUCUCAAUUUAGGAAGCUAUCAUUUGCCAUUUCUGUAUUCAUGUGUGUCAUUCUUGGGUGUCCUGCUGCUGCUCGUUUGCACUCCCCUGGGAUUUGUACGCCUGUUUGGCGUCGUGGGACAAGUGUUGGUGAAGCCUCACUUACUGCGGGACGUCAAUGAGGAGUUUCAUGCCUUCAAUCUGGAAGAGGCAAGCGUGAGACGCAAAUUGGCCACGGCCAGUAAUCACGUGGAACCACCUCCUGCAACCUAUGAUCCGCUCAAGGUGCAGUCUGAUGGGCUGUACCAGAGGCGAAUCAAUGGGAAUAGCCAUGAAGAGCAUGAGCUCAAUGAAAGACUGAGAGAGUUAGAGUCUGAUCGACGAGAGUUGGAUAAAUUGCGCUCUUCGUCGGCAUUCCAGAGGAACUUUGUCUAUCCCAUUGCCAUGAUUCUGCUGCUCUUUCUCACCGGUAUCACGGUGUUGCUGGUGGUACAGAAUACAUUGGAGCUGCUGAUUGGCAUCAAAGCGUUGCCGCUCAGCACGCGACAAUUCACAUUGGGAAUUACGUCGUUGUCGAAGUUAGGGCCACUGGGAGCGGCCCUGGAAGUUUGCAUCAUCUUCUAUUUGGGUGCAACAUCUUCAGUGGGAUUCUACACGAUGCCCUUCAUGCGCCACGUGAGGCCACGGAGGAGGAAGACCUCCCUGUCACAGCUCAUUGUCAAUUGUGCAAUGGUGCUCAUUCUCAGUUCGGCGCUGCCCCUGCUCUCCCGGAUUUUGGGCAUAUCAAACUUUGAUCUUCUGGGAGACUUUGGUGAGAUCGAGUGGCUGGGCAAUUUCCAAAUUGUCUUCCUGUACAAUUUGGUCUUUGGCACAGCCACGACGCUGUGCAUCGUCAAUAAAUUCACCGCCACCGUUCGACGUGAGCUGUGUGCACGGUUAGUGGAAAAUUAUCUUCUCGUUAUCAAUUAUGUGUCUGUCAUUAAUUGAAGAGAGAAAACACUAAUCGUGUAAUUUGUGACUCACGUGUAUGGCACCGAAGAUGCAUUUCUAUGUCGUAGUGUAAAACGAUAAAAGAUUUAUUUAUUUAACUUCGUGAUUUUUUUUUUCAUUCUAAUUUUUGCAAGACUUUCCCGUGAAUGUGAGUGUGAAGAUUUUUUUUUUAUUUUUGCAAACCCUUUCACGAUAAUUUCAAGUGAAAUAAACUGCUUAAGAAUUGGAGCAAUGUUUGAGGAAGAAAAUGUAGAUUUCAAUGAUUUACAUGGCAAAAAAAACACCGUGAAAUAUACUUAAAUGGAUUAAUUUAUUGUGAGAA